Molecule: messenger RNA, 760 nt
Organism: Candoia aspera
Lineage: Eukaryota; Metazoa; Chordata; Lepidosauria; Squamata; Candoiidae
Gene: FXYD2
Product: FXYD domain containing ion transport regulator 2
Exons: 4
Coding region: 343-720 (125 amino acids)
Biological process (GO): monoatomic ion transport; regulation of sodium ion transmembrane transporter activity
Cellular component (GO): membrane
Molecular function (GO): sodium channel regulator activity
Source: RefSeq, a predicted model, not a curated record
CCAGCCCCCCUUCCAUUUUCUCCAACAUAAAACCAGCACAUUAUUCUGCUGAAUGGCAAAAGGCAGAGAAGAAAGCAAAUCCCACCUCAUGACUCCUUGGAAAACUAGCCCACUUGGAGGACCGAGCUGGCCGAGUGGGGCAGUGAAUAACGGGGUCCGUGUUGAGAGGAGGUCUGGCUCUGUCAGUGGAGCGCGUGAGAAGGCUGCCUCUUCUCCUCUGGGUUCACUACCCUGGGCAGAUUCUGCUCGCUGGAGGCACUAUCCCGGGGCCAGAGGUGGGCUCUCCCUGCAGCGAGAUCUGAGCGCCCCAGCGGGACGCGGUCAGAACCGCCGGGUGGCGCGAUGGGACCGGCUCCUUUCUCCCCCACUGACGCAGCAAAAAGUUUGCCGGAGACGGAGAAGGACCUAUUUUCUUACGACCCGGCGAAGCAGACGAACCGUGAGCUCGGCGCUGCCCGGCGCAGCCCUUCCGCGGACCUCCAGCUCCUCCUCGGACGGAGGAGGAGGAGGCGGCGGAGGCGGUGGGGUGCGGGCUGGCCGGCGCUGGUGGCGCGACCCGGGCCGGGGAAUGCCUCUACUCGUGCGGGAGCGAGGUGGCUGGGACCGCCUGCAGCCGCUCCUGGCUCUGAGGGCGCCGGCGGAAGCGUCUCCCGGCGCGCGCCCAAGGAAGCGCCGCGGCUGAGCCGCGCCGGGCUACUGCCACGCCGUCUUGGGCGAUGAAAUAAAGCGGCCGCCUUCGAAGGCGGGUGUGAGGCCGAAA